Messenger RNA from Pseudozyma flocculosa PF-1, 2130 nucleotides. RefSeq lists its product as uncharacterized. The record is from RefSeq and is a predicted model, not a curated record. Gene Ontology annotation, cellular component: endoplasmic reticulum. Gene Ontology annotation, biological process: dolichol-linked oligosaccharide biosynthetic process; protein N-linked glycosylation. Gene Ontology annotation, molecular function: dolichyl pyrophosphate Glc2Man9GlcNAc2 alpha-1,2-glucosyltransferase activity. NCBI's taxonomy places the organism in Eukaryota, Fungi, Basidiomycota, Ustilaginomycetes, Ustilaginales, Ustilaginaceae. The transcript is spliced from 2 exons. Bases 1 to 2130 code for a protein of 709 amino acids.
AUGUCGUCGCCGUCGUCGCCGUCGUCGCUGCUGCUGCUGCCCCGCCUCGACGCCGGCAACGUGCUGGCCGUCGCGUUUGCGCUCGGCUCGGCCCUGGUCGCCGAUACCAUCAACCGGCACGUCCCGCUGCCCUACAUUGACGAAAUCUUCCACGCCCCGCAGGCGACGCGGUUCUGCGUGGGCGACUACGGCUCCUACGACGCCAAGCUCACCACGCCGCCGGGCCUCUAUCUCGUCUCGCUUGCCUUUGGCCGCAUACUGCCCCUCUUUGACUGCACCGACCUGCGCUUCCUCCGCGCAACCAACCUCGUUCUGCUCGUAUGCCUGCCCCACCUCCUGGCCGCCAUCGUGGAGUCGUACGAGGAUCAGAGGGAGAAGAGGGCGAUACAGCUCGAUACCCACCGGCUGCAGCGCCAGGGCGGACCUGGAGCGGCCGUCGAGCUGCCUCCGGGCUAUUCGGAACGGCCCAUCGACGGCGCGAGAUCGACGGUGGCAAUGACGGAUGCGCCGGCAGACCCUCCUCCAUCCCUCCCUCGCUCGAUCCACGCCCGCUCAAAGAGGGCAGGCAUCUCGCGUGAGACGGUACGGGCCAUCCAGGAACAGGCCAAGCGCCAAGCAGCCGCACGCGCCGCUGCGCACGGAGACGGCGAAGGCGAAGUACCCGCAUCGGUAGAGGCUGCGGGUCCAACAACGGGCGUGACGACGACAUCGACGGUGACGAAUCCGUCACCAGCCCAUGCCUCGUCCCCGCCGCGGCCGCGCGACUCGGUGCCCGGCUCGCUGCAAUCCAUCUACAGCUCGAGCGCAGUGCAGCGCAAGCUGCGACGGCAACGAGGCGACGCAUGGCGCACGUCGCUGGGCCACACCGUCGCCCUGCUGCCGCCGCUGUGGUUCUUCGGCUUCCUCUACUACACCGACGUCGGCAGCGUCUUUUUCAUCCUGGCCACGCUGCUCUGCGUCCAGAGGCAGCGGCGGUGGGCGGCGGCGACGCUGGGCGCCGUCUCGCUCCUGUUCCGCCAGACCAACGUCGUCUGGCUCGUCUAUAUCGUCGCAUCGUCGCUCCUGUCGGACCUCUCGCGCGCCUUUCCGGCGCUGCACGAUCCACUCGCCAGCCAGGCGGGCCUAGCGGAUCUGGGCCGCAGCGUCGCCUCGGUGGUGGGCAUCCUCGGCGAUCGGCGCAACGGCGGGCGGCUGGCGUCGCUGCUGCUCCGCAACGUCGCGCCCUUCGUGCCCGUGCUUGCGGGCGUGGCGUGGUUCGUGCGGUGGAACGGCUCCAUCGUCCUCGGCGACCAGUCCAACCACCAGGCAGGCGUGCACGUCCCGCAGCUCUUGUACUUUCUCCUCUUUGCCACGGUGUUUGGCUGGCCGGCCAUCCUCGCCGCGCAGCCUCUGUCGUCGUCGUCGCGGCGGCGGCAGGAGGGGGAGGAGGAGAGGAAGGCACCGGGUCUCACGAACGCACUGUCCUCCCUCGUCGAUUCGGUCGCAGUGCUGACAAGACGGACCGUGCGCCACAUGCUCGGCUCUGCCUCUGCCGUCGCGACGACGGGGGUGCUGUGCUGGGCGAUCAAGGAGGCCGUGGGGCGGUAUACGAUCGAGCACCCAUUCCUGCUGGCCGACAACCGGCACUACACCUUCUACCUCUGGCGCAAGGUGUGGCGACGCCACGAGGCGGUCCGCUUCGCCCUGGUACCCGUCUACCUCGUCUGCGCGAGGAUGUGGUGGAACGCCCUCGGUCAAACAACAACGCUCCUCCACCAACUCGGCCUCAUACUCGCAACGAGCCUCACACUGAUCCCCUCGCCGCUCAUCGAGCCGCGAUACUUUCUCGUGCCCUACAUCCUGCUGCGUCUUCAAACCAUCGCAAGCGAGGACCACCUCCCUCCUCCUCCUUCCUCCUCCCCCUCGUCGUCGUCGUCCUCGACGGUGCAGCCCCACGACAACGAUGGCGGGAGGGUGGUGGUGGUGGUGGUGGUGAAGAGGAAGACGGUGCUACUCGCCCUCGAAGCGAUGCUGGCGCUGGGCAUCAACGUCGUGACGGUAUGGAUCUUUCUCUCCCGCCCGUUUUCGUGGGACGCUGAUGCUGUCGAUUCGUCGCGCGGCGAGACGAGAGUGAUGCGAUUCAUGUGGUAG